Aureobasidium subglaciale EXF-2481 is the source of this 1479-nucleotide messenger RNA. RefSeq lists its product as uncharacterized. The transcript is spliced from 2 exons. NCBI's taxonomy places the organism in Eukaryota, Fungi, Ascomycota, Dothideomycetes, Dothideales, Saccotheciaceae. Bases 1 to 1479 code for a protein of 492 amino acids. The record is from RefSeq and is a predicted model, not a curated record.
AUGCCCGGCGGUAAGAGACAACAGAAGAAAGCCUCUCCAUGGAUCAGUGACAGAGAGCUCAAGAAAAUGACGGCCGGUGCUGCCCCGCCGCCCGUCGAAGGACCAGCAAUCGACUACGGUGACGAAGUCGACCCACAACUCUUCUGUCAAUGGGGCGAACAUGCUACACCACCCAUCUGGGACGAUCGUCCAGUCUACCAGGAUCGUGAUCUCUCGAAGACCAUCAAGGAAUGGCAGAGCAAGGUCCCAGUGGAGUCCAAACCCUUCGGCAUCACGUCAAACGUCAAAGGAAGCACCAACUUCUCGUUCAAAGUCGGUCAAACCAACGCUCCCGGUGGACUCCUCUACUUCCUACCGCCGAAACACGAUGAGUCUCUCAUGUGCGAACUAGUGCCCCGUGCCUGGAUACCGCAUAAUUUCGAGUCGGGCCAAAGUCUACAGUCGUUCUGGCAGCAACAGAUCAGCGGUGCGCCACAACCACAGGAGGAAUCUGACUUUGGUGACCGUAAACCAUUCUGGGAUCGCUAUCUUACCGUAAACUCAGCAGUUCAGUGCUUCCCAGCCCAGCCCGACUACGAGGAGUGCGACACUCGCCGAGACAGGCAAAUCGACAAGAAGGGGCGUGAGAUGGAUCGUGGCAGUCAGGGCUGGACCAACCGAUACCUUCAAGACCCCGAUCAGUUCAUGAAGACUCGCUUUGACAGAAAGGCCGGAAGUGCUGAAGGAAAGCAGCGUGAUGACGAGCCACCCAAGGCAUCACUCUUUGAGGAAACACCAAUGAUUGAGAACAGUCUGAAACCGGCAUUGCAUCUCUCGAUCCGCAUGGCACAAGUCGGCGAUCUUCCUCAGAUCACAGACAUUUACAACCACUAUGUCAAGAACAGCGUAUGUACCAUGGAGAUGGAGCAGGACCUUAUCAGUAUCACAGACAUGAGGAACCGUCUUGAAAGCGCUCGAAGCGGCCACCUCCCGUUCCUCGUCGCCUGCUCGCCUGUUGGAUACGGCGGUAAGAAGCGUCAUCCCGAUCGUUUCCCUUGUGAGACAGUCCUGGGAUUCGCUUACGCUGAUGAGUACGCUGGCCCGAGAACAGCAUUCCGCUUUUCUGUCGAGGUUGCACUGUUCGCACUCCCUGGACGUAAGUGGGCACGUAAAGGCACCAGCAAGUGCCUAAUGGACAAGCUCCUUGGACUGUUAGACCAGUUCUACAUUCAGCGUGGCGGUUACCAACUUGACGAAGAUCUGGGGCUUGGAACACAGCGUCUUGUGUCGCGCAUCUUCCUCAACUACCUGAACUCGGAGGAGGACAAUACCAAGGAGUGGAUGAAGCCCUACCUGGAGUCGUGGGGAUUUGAAGAGCAGACCACAAUCAAGAAAGUCGGCUACAAGCUAGGCCAAGUUGUCGACGUCACGCUCUUCCACAGGGAAACAGGACUGGUAAUCGUGCCGAGCAACCCUCCAAUCCCCCCUCCCAAGACUUGA